AAUAACCGGCUCGUCUCGCUCUCUCUCUCUCUCUCUCCAGUCAUUUCUCUCUCUGCAUUUAUCUCUGUUGCCCUGCGAGAUCGGACAAGACGGCUCGGAACCCUAAUCUAUUGUAUGAUUUCUCCAUCGUAUUGAUUGUGAUAAAUUUCCCGUGAUCGAUCCCGGGUGGUUUGGUGUCCAAAGACGAAGUGUUCUUCAAACCCUGAAGAAUUUCUUGCGUGCGUCAAAGCUGAUAUAGGGAUUAAGUUUAUAUUUGGUGGCUGAACUUUCGAAGUUGAUUUUCGAGAUUUUACAAACCAAUGGGAAUCAUGCACCGGAGUGGUGCUCCCAGAAGAACAAAUGAAAGUGCAAAGCUUAUUAUCACAACAAUUUUAGGAAUGGUGGUUGGGUUUUUCAUUGGUAUCACAUUCCCGUCCGUUUCUUUUAUAAAGAUUAAUUUACCCUCAGGCCUUAUAUCAUCUCUUGAUGUAGCAAUGUCAAAUGGGAGGUUAUUUUCUGGUGGCAAAUCGCCUGAAGAUUUUGGUUCUAGAGAAUUCCCUAAGAUAUAUGUUCCAAGUAAUCCGCGUGGUGCUGAAUUACUCCCUCCUGGAAUUGUUGAGGCAGAAACAGAUUUCUACUUGCGCAGAUUAUGGGGUGAACCGAGUGAAGAUCUGAAGAAGAAGCCAAAAUAUCUUGUAACAUUUACAGUUGGAUUUGAGCAGAGGAACAAUAUUGAUGCAGCUGUUAAGAAGUUUUCGGACGAUUUCCAAAUUUUGUUGUUCCAUUAUGAUGGUCGGACGACUGAAUGGGACCAUUUUGACUGGUCAAAGAAUGCAAUUCAUAUUAGUGUAAGAAGGCAAACAAAAUGGUGGUAUGCAAAGAGAUUUUUGCAUCCUGAUAUUGUCUCGGCUUAUGAGUUCAUAUUUAUAUGGGAUGAAGAUCUUGGAGUCGAGCACUUCAAUGCAGAGAAGUACAUUGAGUUAGUUAAGAAGCAUGGUUUGGAGAUUUCCCAACCGGGUCUGGAGCCUAACAAUGGACUCACUUGGGAAAUGACAAAGAGGAGGGGUGACCGUGAGGUCCACAAAGAAACACAAGAAAAACCAGGAUGGUGCAGUGACCCACAUUUACCUCCAUGUGCUGCCUUUGUUGAAAUUAUGGCACCUGUCUUUUCUCGAGAAGCAUGGCGGUGUGUGUGGCAUAUGAUUCAGAAUGAUCUGGUUCAUGGCUGGGGCCUUGACUUUGCUCUCAGGCGUUGCGUCGAGCCUGCGCAUGAAAAGAUCGGAGUGGUGGAUUCCCAAUGGAUUAUACAUCAAGUGAUUCCUUCCCUUGGAAAUCAGGGUCAAGCAGAGAAGGGGAAAGCCCCAUGGCAAGGGGUGAGAGAGCGAUGCAGAAACGAAUGGGGAAUGUUCCAGAACCGACUGGCGGAAGCCGAUAAAGAGUACCUCGCUCCUAUGGGAAAAGGAUAAGUGUUUUUUUUUUCGUCCUCUGUACAUGAAUGAAAAACUUCCUCCCCACACACACGCACACUCACUUGCACUUGGUUUUGUAUGUUCUCUGUGAUGAUUCCGAGUUGCUGGUUUUAGCAAAGUGUAGUGAGGUUUCUAAGGAUAGAUGUAUGUUUCUUGGUGCAGUUUAUCUUCCUGCAUCAAAAUAAAUGGUGCUCGUAGGUAACGUUUCUUAUCUUACAAACUUUUGUUCCGUUCUGUUCUGUCUGUUUGUUUGUUACCCUUUUCGAACGAAUCUUGAUUGUGGGUUUCGUUGAUCAUCUUUACAAAGCAAAAUAAAUCGAGUUCUAGAGGUGGUUUUU
Tarenaya hassleriana is the source of this 1786-nucleotide messenger RNA. RefSeq lists its product as uncharacterized. Lineage: Eukaryota; Viridiplantae; Streptophyta; Magnoliopsida; Brassicales; Cleomaceae. The record is from RefSeq and is a predicted model, not a curated record. The coding region runs from base 300 to 1445 and encodes 381 amino acids. The transcript has 15 exons.